Cylas formicarius (sweet potato weevil) is the source of this 7648-nucleotide messenger RNA. RefSeq names its product TGF-beta receptor type-1 (gene babo). Gene Ontology annotation, molecular function: activin receptor activity, type I; activin binding; ATP binding. The transcript has 9 exons. NCBI's taxonomy places the organism in Eukaryota, Metazoa, Arthropoda, Insecta, Coleoptera, Brentidae. The coding region runs from base 338 to 1867 and encodes 509 amino acids. Gene Ontology annotation, cellular component: plasma membrane; activin receptor complex. Gene Ontology annotation, biological process: activin receptor signaling pathway; nervous system development; protein phosphorylation. The record is from RefSeq and is a predicted model, not a curated record.
UGAAGUAAAAAAUAUCAGUUAAAAUGAAAGCAGACUGACAUGGUUGACACUUUUCAUUGAGUAAUUCAGCAUUAUUUUCAUGGUUUAUUUUUAUUUGUUAGAAAAAUGUGAUUGCUCGCAUUGAUCGGCGAAGUUACGCAGUGCGUUGAUGAUUUUUCGCGAAUGAACAUUUGGCAUGACUUGAAAGUGUUCCAAAAAAUUCUAAUAAUUAACGUGUUUCUAAUGGCUGGUGUUAGUAUAUAUUUCUUACGGACAAAUGCGCUAAAGUUCCUUGUAAUGUGAACUAAAGACACAUUAUUCGACGAAGAACUCUUGUAAAAUUCGAAGUGUUUCCAAAAUGUCAUCCAAUUUGAGGACUGUGUUUAUUCUCUUCUAUUUAAUAGGCCUAAAUAUUAUAGGAGUGUGGUCUCUGAAGUGUAGAUGUGAUGAUUUCUGCAAACAUACAAAUGAUACCUGUGAAACUGAUGGUUACUGUUUUACUUCAGUUCAGUUCAAGAAAAAUACUAAUGAAGUCCUCUAUAAUUAUCGAUGUUUUCACAAGGAGCAGUUUCCCGAUAUCGUUGCUGGCGCCAGUAAACACGGCGAGUAUUGCAACGCUACGAAAAUGGACGGCGACAUCUACCGGGUGACCGCGUGUUGUCAAACCGGCGAUUUCUGUAAUCGGGAUCCUUUGCCGCUCCCCGAAGGUGCGACGGGCGCGACCUUGAGCUCGCUGGAGAUAGUGGCUUGCAUCGCGAUACCUAUUCUGAUUGUGUGCAUAAUAGUUUUGGUCGUCUACUUCUACCGCACCGGCAAUCAGAAGAAAAGGGGACUACAUCAUCAUUUGAGACCGGGCGAUGACAGCAUCGAGGCCCCGGACCAUCCGAUUUUGAGCAAGGGUGUGAGUUUGAAGCACAUGAUCGAGAUGACCACCAGCGGCAGCGGAUCGGGUCUGCCGUUGUUGGUUCAGAGAAGUAUCGCCCGGCAAAUCCAACUGAUCGACAUAAUCGGUCAGGGCAGAUUCGGGGAGGUAUGGCGCGGCAGAUGGCGCGGUGAAAACGUGGCAGUGAAAAUUUUCAGUUCGAGAGAGGAACGGUCGUGGUUUCGGGAGGCCGAGAUUUACCAAACCGUGAUGCUUCGCCACGAGAACAUACUCGGAUUUAUAGCGGCCGAUAACAAGGAUAACGGCACGUGGACCCAAUUGUGGCUCAUAACCGACUACCACGAGCACGGUUCCCUAUUCGAUUUCCUAGGCAGGAAUACUUUGGACACCGGAGGCAUGAUUCGGAUGGCUUUGUCCAUCGCGACGGGUCUAGCUCACCUCCACAUGGAUAUAAUGGGGACUCAAGGAAAACCCGCGAUAGCCCACCGCGAUUUGAAAUCGAAGAACAUCCUGGUUAAGUCCAACAGGACGUGCGCCAUCGGCGACCUCGGUCUCGCCGUCAGGCACGACGUCACCACCGAUACGGUAGACAUACCGUUGAACAACAGGGUGGGCACCAAGCGUUAUAUGGCUCCCGAGGUGUUGGACGAAACCAUGAACGUGGAUCAGUUCGAUUCGUUCAAAAGGGCCGACGUAUACGCGUUGGGGUUAAUAUUUUGGGAGGUCGCGCGACGUUGCAACGUAGGCGGCAUCUACGACGAGUACCAGUUACCAUUUUACGAUGCGGUGCCGCCGGAUCCGACCAUCGAAGAAAUGAGAAGGGUCGUGUGUUACGAACGGCAGAGGCCGAACAUACCGAACCGUUGGCAGAGUUGCGAGGCGCUCCACGUCAUAUCGAAACUAAUGAAGGAAUGCUGGUACCACAACGCGACGGCGCGGCUGACCGCCUUGCGGAUAAAAAAGACACUCUCUAACUUCAGAGCAUCUGAGGAGUUGAAAAUGUAAUUUUGCGGAGAAGGCGGAAUUCUCGGGUCCUCAGGUAAUAAAAUAUUUGGGAAUAAUGUGAUGAUUACAAAUUAAUUUUAAGUUUUUUUUUAUACAUAGUAUAAACUAGACUGUUAGAUUUUUGUUUGUUUGUUUUCGUUCAGUAACGCGUUUCGGUUUUGUCGGUGAUCCAAACGAGUAUUAUGUGGAAGUUGGUGCGCCGCCCCGAUCGGUCCCUGCGGUCGUUUUCGCCCUUAUCGGCAAGUACCACAUAGCUAUCAGAUGGAAUAAAGAACUGUUGUGACAUUUUCAUACAGCGCAUGCCCCUAGAUUUGACCCAGUGACGGCCAUGGGCCGGUGGGAGGUCAGGAAUGUUGGCAAAAGCGCCAGCGCCAUGCAGCGGAGGGUGUCCCAACUUGAGAUAUUUUGAAAAAUGCCGGUAAAGAAAUCUUUUGCUUUUAAGUAUGGUGCUGCCAUCUGUUAGAUAAAACAUGAGAUAGAGUUCUGGCAACAUUUUAAAUUUAACCUUUAAUUUACAUCGUUCGACAAGUUACAUAAAAAAUACAGCAGGUCAUAUGUAUUUUUCAAUUAUUUUUGUUAAACCGUUUAAAUUAAAUGUGUACAUGCUAUGAACAUGAUUCUUGAGGCUACUCAACUACAGACUACAUAAGUUAAAUUUAUUUAAUGUUAUUGUUAGCUAUUUUGGCGAACGAUUAACUUUCUUAGCAAGUCUCGACAACACAACAAUAAUAAGUAAUAUAUUGUUUAUAAUUGACCAACGCCAAUAAGGUAUUGGAAAAAACCCAUUCUGAUUAUCUGCUUGCGUAAAAACGUAAACAUUAAGAUUCUCAUCCCUUUUGGGUGGUAUGUGCUGAAAAUGUCGAAUUGUUGAUAGGUCAGCGGCCAUGUUGAUUGUUGAACGCCGCUAGGUUUUGCGCAUGCGCAUAUUGAUAGUCCCUUUCCAACAUAUUUUCCAUGUUGGCUUCGGAUGCAUAGCCAAGGCCUUUAUAUUUCCGGUAGCUGUGUGGCGAAAACAAACGAGACCGUUUCGGGGGUUGCGGGUGUGUGCGUGCGUGUGUUUCCGAAUAUACAAAAUCCACUGCCUUGUUAAACAAUAUUCCAGCCCAUUCCUUAUCCGAUAGACCGCAAUCUUCUUCCGUAUACACGAAAGUCAGCCCGCGUUCCAAGGUUAAAUUGUUGUAUUUCCUACACUCAUCCCAAAAGUUGUUUAAGAAAAACCUGUUUUGAGGUUUCGAUUCGCAGCUGUCAUUUGCGAUGUGGCCUUUGUAUGGAAAACUUAGUUAUUAAUGACUACACAAAAAUGUCGGUUGCACAUUCCGGUCCUAAUUUUUCGAGACUUAAAAAAUUGUUUAAUCAGAUCUUCAAUAGUACAUGUAGCUUCUGGACUAUGGCGGAAAGUUGAAAAAUUGUGUAAAUACCUUUUUCAUUGUAAUUUAUAGUCAAAGUUCAUUCAUAAUAAAUAUCCGGUUUAGACCCUUCUGUAAUUAUUCAGUUUUAAUUUCAUUUUCGCGACGUUUUAACUCCCAUAUUACCUUUUAGAUUUUAAUGCGUCACGGUUUCUUUUUUAUUAUUAGAGUUCGGACUUUUAUGCACAGAAAAUGCUUAAAAUAUGCAUAUAAAUAUGUCUGUUUUUUCCAAAAAAUAUGUCAAAUAGAUGCUUUUUUCAACCACCUAUGCACUUUUAUGCCUUUUAUUUUUUACAUAUAUUGUUUACUGAAAAUCAAAGAAAGAAUAGUCAAACAACGAAACAAUUUACAACAUAUUUACAGUUUUUAUACAUAAAAAUAAUAAUACUUAAUUUUGAGUAUUUAUUAACAUUAGCUAAUAACAAAUUAGUGAUUUAUAUUAUAUACUUAUACCUAACCUAUAUUAAAGCAUUACGGUAAAACCUAUUUAGUUUUACAAUCAGACCUAUUAUUAUUAUUGUACCAAUUGAUAAUUAGAUGCUGUUCUAAAUUUUCUAUGGUUAAUUUUUGUCUUUUAUCGCUUAAUAUAAUUUUGUACUUGGAGAACGUCAUUUCGACGUCGACCGAAGUAAUUGGCGUUAAUUUAAAUGGAGCAAGAUGUUCUGGUUCCAAAUAAUGUAACUCAUUAUCAACCGUCGCAUCUAAUGAUAAAAUUUUUGAAAUUUUUAGUAACUUUUGAAACCUUUUAUUUUUUGUUGUUACUUGUUGUUUAUUAUAUAAUAAAUUAUUAUUGUUUAAAUGAUUGUUUGGCUGUUUCAAACUUAUUGAACAUUAAAAUUGGCAUUUUAAAGCCUCAUUUAUAGUUAUAAAAACACAGUAAGUGAAAGUUUUUGUAGUAGGUAACAAUAAAAUUUUUAUACUAGAAAAUAAUAUGUUGUGUCAAUAUAAUUUUAUUAUGAGUAUAACAGAAGAAAUAAAUAAUAAAAAACAUAACAUAGUCCAUUCUGACGGUCCUGAAAAAACGAAACUUUAAAUCUAAAUUUGAAACACACCAUUUUGUUUCUGUUACAAAAUUAGCCACUAGAAAGUGUCCACAAAAUCACAAUAUCUUUUAUAUUAAGCAAAAAAUGGCAAUAUUUAUUAUGCCAUUUUUAAAGCCUCAAAACAUUAGGACAGCUUUGUAGCUUCAAUAAUAACCUAGUUUCCCAUAAGAAAUAAUCGAAAAAGGGACACCCCGUAGAUAAAAGCUCCGGAUCAUUAAUCAGCGAGGUGCCGGUUUGCGAUUCGCAAUCGAAUUGUAGAUGGCGCCUCCGUUCAGUCAUUCCCUUAUUCUGUCAUACUAGUCAACUGUUCGGUUUGGAUUAUAAUUGUAAAUUUUUUUCUUUUAACGCGCCGACCUUUCCCCGGGGGUGCCAGCGCGCCUCAAAUGUCAAAUGUACUUUACCAGUUGUCGGGAAAAUGUCACAAAUCGGGGAAUCCUGAUGGUUCUGCUCGGGUACUAUGAAAGUGAAUCGCUGGCAACCUCGCCUUUCCUUUUACGCCACCGUUCUUUUCCUGCAUGACUGUGGGCGUGUGUGUGUGUGGGCAUUCGUAGUUCCUACAGUCUUCGAGCCGUUUUUAGAUAUCUCUUCGCUUUUACGCUAAUAUAUAUUAAAUCGUUUGGACUCGGUCGAUAGGAAACCUAACCUCGUAUAAGUUUGGACCAAAACUUCUUUAAUCGUAGUCAAAAAUUAAAACAAUAAAUUUAAACCAAAUGCUACAUUUUAUCUCCAUUUCUAAUUUUUUUUUUUGCAUAAUUAAGUUCCUUGAUUUUCUGAUAAGAAUUUAAUAGGUCGACCUCUACACACUUCCGGUUUUCCGGGCCUAGUUAUUCGUAAUUUUUAUUUAAAUAUGAUGUUGACUUAAUUUAUAAGCUGGAUGAGAUUUUGGACAUGGUUGCACGGGUUUGUUAGCGGAAACUUAUACGAGGUUAUGCUCAGUGUAAUUUAGGACGCUAGGUGUGCGAUUUCGCUAAUUCUUACAUUUUAAGUAUCCUCGUCUGAGCGAUGUUAUUUUGCUUUCGCAAACCUAGCAAUUAAAUUCAUAUACGCCCCGACGGCUGUUCCCCCUUUUCACUCAUUUAUUCACCGUUUUGUACAAAUUACUUACGUUUUAGUAUGUAUAGUUCUUAAUAUUAAAUAACAACUUGUAAUAGUAAGUUGUAAAAUUGGUGGAUCCGCGAGAUAAGCGCCCGGGUUAGUUAUUUUUGUUCCUUGGAAAACACUCCUUGCAUAGAACAUAUACGACUGACUGCAUUGUCAAACCAGAACUUGUGCUCAGUUUCUAUUUUGAUUAGAAAAGAAAAUAAAUAACAUUCGUGAAUUAUUUUACAUGAUAACGUUUUUCCUAUUUUUCUCUUGAGCAGUUCAACAACCUGAUGUGGGGUUUCUUUAUUGGCAUUCUCGGCCAUCGUUAGGGGCGCUGCUACACUAAGCAAAAGUAACUCUCGAGUUUUUGGUGAAUUUUGCGUCUACAAAAAACAAAAUUUGUUCUUGCACCAAGCAAGAGUUUUUGUUUGUAUCGGAUUCGAUCAACAUGCAGUUUUGUUACAUAGUAAAGCUCAUAUCUUGAAAAUCCUCGGUCAUCCGCCAUGAUUUUUUCUUCCUAAAAUGUUAUCUUUCUUUGAGUGUUUAAAGAUGUAAAACAUUUUUCGCGUUGCGUUACUUUUCAAAUAAAAAUUAAAAAUUUAGGUUACUUUUAAGAUCAGGUUGAUGGUGGGAAUGUUAUUUUUCUACUCGCCUUUUAGUUUGCGGAAAUUUUACCGCGUCAGUUGGUAGACUUUUUAAGUCACUUCAAAGGUCGUGCCAAAUAAACUCGCGAGUCACUCAGAGCUAGCGUACAACUGGGACAUAAAAAAUUGAUUAUUGUUUGUAAAUUCAGUGACUGGUUUCCUUCUUCAGCAGGAUUUUGCUUUUGAUUUGCUACGCCAAUCGUUUGUCGCCUUCCUCCACCUUUCUCACCGCAAUUUUCACCUUUAUUCCUCCAUUUUUGUCUUGAAAAGCGUGAAAGUGAAUCAUCACUUCGCUUUGUACGUGAUAGUUCUGUAACGAUUUUAGUUAAAUUUCCUAUAAUGUAACGAAUAAAUCUCAUAAAAUUUGAAAAACAGUAAAAUGAACUAAACGCAAACCGCAACAUAAGGUGUCCGUCAAGUCGGUACCUGUUUUCGCAAAUUUGCAUGUUGGACGUUAAGGUCGCAUGGAAAAAUUGGUAACAGUGAAAAGCCAAAAGGAGCGAAAUAGUCCGGGUGCUUGGGUCUCGCUUUCGUAAACUAGGGUUAUAUUUGGAUUCGUCGUUUUUAAUUGGUGAAAAGACUGAUUUAAAAUUUUACUUUUUAAGAUUUCUGUUGCAAAGAGAAAAAUUGUUGCACGUUUACGCGACGCGAUGUAGUUUGUUGCAAUUUUUAUUGUCCCUUCUGUAGUUUUACGUUUCGAUUUCGCACGGGAAAAUUAUAUUCGCGUACUACAUUAAGAAUAAAAAAAACACUAUAGAUGUUAUAAAGCGGACAGAUUGGUACAAUACUUGGUCAAAUUUUGCGCGACACGCGGAGGAAACGCUCGGAAAAUUUUCGGUCGUUCAAAAUUAACAAAAAAAAAGGAAACCUCCCCGUGUAUAUGUUAUUCGUUGAAAACAAGGCCUAAAAAACAUUUUUCAUCACAAUUUUGACGGGUAGGUGUGCCAUUUUGACCUCGUUGUCGGUGUGUCGUUGAAAUUUAUUGUUCAUGUCAUUUGUCAAUAUUGUAAAUAAUACAGAAUCGAACUGUCUAAGCUCUCGGGGAAGCCCCCGUUCGGCCGCGGCUUUUGCAUGUGGGUUUGUUGAAAUUUUUCGGUUUCGGUUCGUGUUACAAGGCGAGGGGGUGACCCGCGGGACCGCAGUUAACCAAUAAAUGAGAAUAAUGGUAACCUAUUUUUUGAGAAAAAUAACAAUAGUGCUGUUCCCAAUGGUACAAAUUCAAUGUCGAAGAGUUUAUACAAGCAUAAACUGUUGUGUAGUUUUUGCCGUAUGUCUGAGCGAUACGGUUACAUCCACCCGGUAGAAUAGAAGUUCACGUGUCGUUAGUAGUUCUGAUGCAUCGCUCAUUAACAUUAAAAUUGAUCGUUCGAAAUUGUAGCUCACGAAUUAACGGAUGUAAUCGUAUGGCAGUGACGAAAGGUAUAGAGAUUAAGGUAUAUAUAUUCACUUAAAAAAAAUAAAUAAAAAGAACGAAAAAAAUCAUUACACUUUCGGUAACUUUGUACAACUUGGCAACCCUAUACGAAUACUAUAAUCUCUAUCGAAGAUACAAAUAAAAAUUCCUCAGGAUAAAUAGAUGUACACACAAAUGCAAUAGAUGACUUA